AUGAGAUCCCUCACAGAAGAAGAGACCCGGACGCUCUUCACGAAGCUCGCUUCCUAUACCGGCCGCAGUCUCAAUUCUCUUAUUACCCCAGCCGAAGAUGGAUCUCAGAGUGUUUUCCGCUUGCAAGGAUGCCGGGUUUACUACGUGAACAAGGAUAUCGCCAAUCUGAGUGUUUCAUUCCCUCGUGAUCAGCUCCUUUCAGCUGGCACUAUGGUCGGCAAAUUUACGAAGACGGGCAAGUUCCGCAUCAACCUGACAGCUCUGGAUCUCCUGGCGCAAAAUGCCCGAUACAAGGUCUGGAUCAAAGCAAAUGGAGUGAUGCCUCUGCUCUAUGGCGGUUCGGUCCUAAAAGCCCACGUGGCUCGUUUCUCGGAAGACUGUCCGGAGAAUGCAGGUGUUGUGAUUCUGGACUCAAAUGAUGUUCCCCUCGGAUUUGGAGUUACAGCACGGUCAUCCGCGCAGAUCGCAAAAUUGGACCCUACCAGUAUCGCGGUCCAUCGUCAGGCCGAUGCAGGAGAGUACCUUAGAGAGGAGGAUACGUUGUUCACAACCUAA
Penicillium mononematosum is the source of this 555-nucleotide messenger RNA. Its product is annotated as ribosome biosynthesis protein NIP7. The coding region runs from base 1 to 555 and encodes 184 amino acids. The record is from RefSeq and is a predicted model, not a curated record. The transcript is spliced from 7 exons. NCBI's taxonomy places the organism in Eukaryota, Fungi, Ascomycota, Eurotiomycetes, Eurotiales, Aspergillaceae. Gene Ontology annotation, biological process: ribosome assembly. Gene Ontology annotation, molecular function: RNA binding. Gene Ontology annotation, cellular component: nucleus.